Cooperia oncophora is the source of this 276-nucleotide messenger RNA. NCBI's taxonomy places the organism in Eukaryota, Metazoa, Nematoda, Chromadorea, Rhabditida, Trichostrongylidae. The record is from the annotation of a GenBank genome assembly.
AUGACACUUGCUCAAUUAAUCCCAGCCAGAGAUAUGCAACUCAGAUAUGCUCAUCCCUCGAAGUCAAUACUCCCUGCCUGGACAGCUGUGGUCUACUCCUUUGAUAAGAUCGUGAGCAAUAGAAAGACAUCAGAAGGCGGAAUGAAGGCACAUGUAGUCAUUUAUAUUCCAAUGGUUGAGGAGAAUGAACGGAGGAUAUCUAUCGGUAUUUCAAACUUCAAUGGUAUCGCUGGGUUUCCCACGCAUGAUGAAACAAAGUAUAACAAAUUAUGCUAA